Messenger RNA from Hippoglossus stenolepis (Pacific halibut), 2419 nucleotides. RefSeq names its product deltex E3 ubiquitin ligase 3L2, tandem duplicate 3 (gene dtx3lb.3). The coding region runs from base 204 to 2042 and encodes 612 amino acids. Gene Ontology annotation, biological process: Notch signaling pathway; protein ubiquitination. The transcript has 8 exons. The record is from RefSeq and is a predicted model, not a curated record. Lineage: Eukaryota; Metazoa; Chordata; Actinopteri; Pleuronectiformes; Pleuronectidae.
UUUGCGGGUUCUUCCCGGGUCCCUGCUUCCACACGUCUCCUCCUUUCAUCGAGUUCUUAACAAGUCCAUCCAGUUCUGUUUGCUCGAUCCCCUCCCACGUCAGGGGCUGUGACGUAGCUGCGGCUGCAACUCUUUCACUUUCACUUAACAGGAAGAAGCUUCGUGCGCAGCAGAAAGUCCGGACAGGGAAGAAGACUGUCAACAUGGCAGCCGCGGACACUGAGGAGUCUAUGGAGAUAGGUGAAGAAGACGAGGGGGGCUUUGUGAAACUUCCUACACCUGCUGAUGUGGUGAUGAUGACUGAAUCACAGAGCAAAGAUGAAGUUCAAGUCGUUCUCCCCAUCAAGUGGGAGGAGGGUUUUACAUCCAAAAAAUAUAAAACGGAACUGACCAAAGCUCUUCAGACUUGGGCCAACAAUAACAAGAUUGCCGGGAAAUUGGAGGUUGAAGAUGCCUCUGACUAUAAAGCUACGAUAAAGAUAAAUGAUGCUUCAGUCCUGACAAAGCUGCGUGAAGCGGCGGGACAAACGCUGAGCAACAGAGGCAGGAAAAUAGUCACUCUACUGUCAAUGAGUCCUCCAGAGACACAAGAACCAGAAAAUGCUCCAAUGAACCUCCCUUCACCAUCGGUGCCAGACCCACAACAUGAGCCAGGGCAACAGCAGGGACAAAGGGAGUUAAGCAGCCCAGUGGCAGAUUCUGCAGCUGGAGAGGAGACAUACACUUGUAAAAUCCCAUUUGCCUUUUACUUAUAUAUGAACCACAUCCACAAGGAGAAAAUCGAUCGUAUAGAGGCAGAGAAUGGAGUCAAAAUUGCGGCAGAAGUGACGGUAAAAAUUGAACCAGGCAAGGAGAACGGAGACCGACGCAAAGCUCUCUCUGAGUUCAGAAACCUCGUCCAGACAUUCCACACUGAAUACGACGGCUUUAGCAUCCCUCUCGAGGUAAUGGCUCGGGAUGCCAUCAACAAGUCUCUCAAUACUACAGUACAGAAAACCUCAACUUCCACCAAACCUUCUGUUGGAGAGCCUACACAGUCGUCUUAUGAGACACCACAGGCGAUUGGCAUGAGUAUCAACGACCCUCUUGUCUACGCAGGACUAGACAUUGAGGAGAGCGUCUGGAGGCAGAUGACCGCCUCCUUCAAUGAUCAAGUAGCUAAGCUGAAAGCUAAGUUUAAUGUGGACUUUAAAGAAGCAGACAUCGGUCAAGGACAAGUGAACAUCAAAGCUCGCUCCAGAAGAUCUGGACAAAACAAAUCAAUGGAGAGCCAUGCUGUCAGGGCUCUCCUUCGUCUGUACCAGAGGAUCGGCACAUCACCCCAGGUGUUGACCAAAUGCUACGGUGUCAGUGGAUUCAACAGCUCUCUCAAGACAAAUGAUUAUCAGCCAGAGGGGGCGUCCGGCGGAGCUGUAUCGAAUGGGCCGCCAGGAUACAGCAGGGGCAACACUGAAGAACCCACAGGAGGGACAGUGGCUGUAAGAGAAGAAGACGCAACCUGCCCCAUAUGCAUGGAUAAGUUCAAAGAUAAGAUCAAGCUGAAGUGUACACAUGAGCUUUGUAAGGGAUGCCUGCAAACAUUAAAGAUGAAGACAGGGCCAAUCUGUCCUGUGUGUAGAGAUGUCUUUGAUGUGGUAGAGGGAAACCAACCGUCUGGUAAAAUGUCCUGGAAGACCUGGGGGUCAUCCCUCGAUGGAUUCCCACACUGUGCCACUAUAGUCAUCUCCUAUGAUAUUCCAGGUGGAAAACAGACGAAAAGACAUCCCAAUCCUGGACAACAUUACUCUGGUAUUCAAAGAGACGCAUAUCUGCCGGACAACGAUGAAGGCAGAGAAGUGCUGCAGCUGUUGGCUCGAGCAUUUGAGCAGAAGCUCAUUUUCACUGUGGGGAUGUCCAGAACUACCGGGUUGGAGAACCAGGUGACCUGGAACGACAUUCACCACAAAACCUCCCGAUCAGGAGGACCAGAUAGUUUUGGUUAUCCUGAUCCUGGUUACCUGAGCAGAGUGAGAGAGGAGCUGAAGGCUAAAGGCAUCAAGUGAACUCUGUAGUAGACGCAGGUCUUAAUUCAACAUACAGGAAGUCCUUCAGAAAUCAAGAUGAUACAUUUUUUGAUUUACGAUUAUCUAAAACCAAUAUUUAGUGUGAUGCACAUUAUUAUAUUAUAUGCUGUUUAUUGUAGUUUCUCCAAAUAAUCAUUUAGAGUUCCUUUGAGAUUCAAUGGACAGGGUUCAUUGCUUAAGAUUUAAUUGUUUAGCAACAUAUCUGCACGUUUUAAAUAUCAUUUUCUUUGAAGGAAUAAACAGUGUAAGAAUGAAGCUUGAAUGUAUUCAUUUAAUUUUAUGUGCACAGUGCAUAUAAUCUGAUUUAUUGUUCACCUAAAACCUGAUUAAACUACUAUUAAAGUACUGCACACCGA